This is a messenger RNA of Eurytemora carolleeae, 823 nucleotides long. RefSeq names its product NADH-quinone oxidoreductase subunit B 2-like. NCBI's taxonomy places the organism in Eukaryota, Metazoa, Arthropoda, Copepoda, Calanoida, Temoridae. Gene Ontology annotation, biological process: aerobic respiration; mitochondrial respiratory chain complex I assembly; electron transport coupled proton transport. Gene Ontology annotation, molecular function: quinone binding; 4 iron, 4 sulfur cluster binding; NADH dehydrogenase (ubiquinone) activity. The record is from RefSeq and is a predicted model, not a curated record. The transcript is spliced from 6 exons. Bases 21 to 683 code for a protein of 220 amino acids.
UUAUUUAUUUUAGAAUAAAAAUGAACAGCGCGGCAUUGUCGCUAAUGCUGCGCGGGGGUCAUCUGGCACAACUGGGAGGGAAAGCAAAGUUUCUACCUGCUCUUCAGCUUCGUUCUACCUCUACUUCUACCCCAGCUCAGGGACAGAAUUCCUCAAUUGCAGCUCGAGCAGCCAACGAUGGAUAUUCUCCCUUCAAGGUGGACUUCAAGGCUAACAAGGUCGAGUGGACCAUGGCAAGGAUGGACGAUCUUGUAAACUGGGGCCGAAAAGGUUCCCUUUGGCCCUUGACCUUUGGUCUGGCUUGUUGUGCAGUAGAGAUGAUGCACAUUGCUGCUCCUAGAUACGAUAUGGACAGAUACGGAAUCGUUUUCCGUGCUUCCCCCCGGCAAGCUGAUGUAAUUAUUGUUGCUGGAACUCUCACAAAUAAGAUGGCUCCUGCCUUCAGGAAGGUUUAUGACCAGAUGCCUGAGCCUAGAUGGGUUGUGUCUAUGGGCAGCUGUGCUAACGGAGGUGGAUACUAUCAUUACUCUUAUGCAGUUGUCAGGGGUUGCGACAGGAUUGUACCUGUGGAUAUCUAUGUACCAGGAUGCCCUCCAACUGCUGAAGCCCUUAUGUAUGGGUUCCUGCAGCUACAGAAGAAAGUUAAAAGAAUGCACCAAGUCCAGGCCUGGUAUAGAACAUAAGAAGCUGAACAAGAAUCCCAACCUGCAAUGGCGACACUUAUUAAAUAUCCCUAAUAUACAAUCUGUACAAACUAAUGCUUCGAUGCUGAAUUUAUAUGUAGUCAAAUGUAAUAAUUUUCAGCACGACUAUUUGCCAUUCA